UAAAAAGUUUGGUCAACAAUUAAAAAUGUAAGGUGGGUGGAUGAUGGUUCCGGGUAUACUACACUGCCAAGCAUGAGACCUGGGGCCUAAAGGAAGUAGUAGCCCGAUCCUGCUCUCAAGUAGGGUGGUCAGCCUAUGCCCACUAACCCAUGCAGCCUUCGUGGUGCUGUGUUAAAAGACUGUUUCACCGCAUAGCUACCCCACCAGCUCCAGUCCCCAGUACAGUCCUGUCCUGGGUUCUCCCACAUCCGCAAGCAGUUGAUGGUCCGGAUAAAGACUCGGGAUCUGCUCGUGGGCAGCUUGUUACCUACUGCCCGAGGGUGUGAGCUGCGCUUGUAACAACACCCUCGUCUGGACUGGGGUUCAGGUAAGCGGCUGCGGGUUGCAUGGCGGCGUCUCCUGAGUCGGGGUGCCUACUGCGGUCUCCCUCUUUGUUCUUUCUUAUACUGCUUCUCGGGAUUGCGCUUCUGUGUCGGCCUUUGUGCAGGCUUGGGUGCAGGCCUCUAGGGUUGGGUUGGUGCAGGUGCUGCGGUGGACAUCUAUAACUGUUUGUCUCUGCGUCCGUUCUGUAAGCUUGACCAAGAGCUGUGACCAGAAGUGUUCAAAGGCCCACUCGAUUUUCUCCUUGUGGGGGGCCACGACACCAUGUUCCCUCAUAGCCGCCAUCUUUGCCGUGAGUCUGAGGUCCUGAAGUUUCUUGUGUUUGGUACUGCUUUUUUCCUCACCUCAGGCUGGUUGCAGUCUGACAUCAAGUGGGCGCUGGGAUAUCCCCCGCCGUUUCAAAGGGGGUUGGAACAGGGCUCCGAGUGGUUCGUGCUUAGUUGCGAACCCAGGGACGGGAGACCGGCCUUCUCUCCCAGCACCCGGCCGACACUCCCAGGGUCAGUUGCGAUGAGUAUCCGAUGUGCUCAGGCACUUCAAAUCCCUUUAGAUUAGUGACUACAGGAAGCAAGAGUAGUCUGCUGUUGUUAUAGAUCGUCCUGUGGCAGGUUGAAGGCAGAUUACUUAAAAGAUAACUUUGAGUCAGCAAGAGCUACUGUAAAGCACGUCCUGCCAUCUUGGGUGCUAGCUCCCCCCCUCCCCCCAUGGUUAACAUCUUUUUAAACAACCGGUUGUCAACCUUUAACAACAUCCUGCACUAUUAUUCUAUAUUUUAUGUCUCCUGUAUGUAUAUACCACUUUUGGAAUCUGUAAAGGGGUACAAGCAAGAGGGUUCCUGUUGCUACCUUUAAGGGACACUCCAGGCAACCAGACCACUUCUGCCCAUUGGAGUCGUCUGGGUGCCAACUCCCACUACCCUUAACCCUGCAGCUGUAAAUAUUGCAGUUUUCAUAAACUGCAAUAAUUACAUUGCAGGGUUAACUCCUUCUUUAGCGGAGUGAGAGGGCACUUCCUGGUUUCUAGCACAGGUUUUCUGUGCUAGAGCGUCGCUGGACGUACUCACGCUGUGUGAGGACCUCCAGUGUUGCUCAAUUCCCCAUAGGAAAGCAUUUUCAAUGCUUUCCUACGGAGAGGUCUAAUGCGUGCACGCGCGCCAUUGCUGCACAUACGCAUUAGGUCUCCCCUGCCGGCGGCUGCUAAUGCGCAAUCGGUCUCCCCCAUCGGAUGACAUCGGCAGGGGAGGAGCGUGGCCGGACCCGAAACCACCACCCAGGGACAUCGGCGGGGAUCUCAGGUCAGUCACUGAAGGGAUUUACACCCCUUCAGCAACAUCGGAUGGGUGGUGGGAGGGAGAGGGGACCUGCAGUGCCAGGAAAACGGUUUGUUUUCCUGGCACUGGAGUGUCCCUUUAAAGGCUCAGAAAGCCAGUAUGUUCAGAACCAUAACGUUGAAAAUGCUCUAGCAUUGUGAGCAUUUCCUCUUUUACAUUUUGCUUUACUAAUACAAAUUAUAAGCGAUAUUGUACUAUUGUAUAUUUCUUCUUAUCUCGUCCCAUGCUGUAUGGUUUAGCGCUGCACUAUACAAUGUUGUGUUUGAAAGGAAUAGUGGGGUAGCAUCACCUAAACCUUGUUCUAGCACAUUGUGUGUUUUUCUCAUUAUUGUAAAUCAUAGUGCCCAGAAAACUAAACUGUAAAAUGUAGACAAAUAUAUCUGACAAGGAAAAAAAAUAAAAUAUAAUAAAUAAAUCUCCAACUCGGCUGCAGUUAUUUCAGCCCGAGCUUUCCAAUCCCUGUUUAGUGAAUGAGCUCUCCAAUCACAGCCCAAUAGAAUCUCCAGAUGUAAAAACAGCGCGAACGUUCUGAGAACCACACAACAUUCCAAAAUAGAACGCCCGCGUGACGUCACUCAGAACUGUGCGUGUUCGCAGUGUAACGAAUGCUUCUGUCUGAUUGGUUCUCGCCGUUGCCUUCCAUCCAUUGGUUGAGUAGCUGGAGGGCAGUGUGCUGUUAUCCAAUCAGCAGAGAGGCACUGUGUGCUCUGUUUCAUGCUUGACCCGGAUGUGGUUUAUGCAGUUCCUGAUCCCUGUGUUUACAUCUGGGAAUGAUAACACUGGAGCUGUGAGUAACCCAUAGCUAGCUGCUAAUACAGAGGCAGAGAGCUGGCAGGAGCUUUAUAGAGAGGGAGCUGCUGUUUAAUUGUGUAUUCAUUAUAACUGGAAUAUCCUCCUGUUUAGCAGCUACAGACUAUAACAGCAUUGGUUUGAUAGUGGCAGCAAGUCCUUGGAGGGUUAUGGCUCCCAGGUUCCUCAAUACAGACUGGGCUAGGUUGGCAUUUUACAGCUAAUAAUCCCAUAAUCCAGUAUGUUACAUAAAUAACAGUAAAAUGGUGAAUGCUGAAGUAAAAUAAUAAUAAUAAAAGAAGGCAGUCAGGAGCCAGCAUUUCUAUAGCUUACUAAAUAUUUAGAAAUGUAAACACCUACAGUUCUUUUAUUUAAAGGGAACCUAUGAUGCCCACAAUGAUUUUAGCAUUAUACAUUUUGAUAGUAAGUGUAUAAAUUAGAAGAAAGCCCUAUUUAAAAAGGUUUUUUUGGGUGUAUUUUAUGCAACUUGUAAUGUUAUGUACUCUGACACGCUUGUAAUCGCUGUUGUGGAGCUACGAGAACCAUUGUACGUAUAUACAAAAAUAGAGGAUAAUUUAAAAAAUACAUUAAAAAUAAUAGGUUUUUCUUCCAUCCAGAAACUCAACACAGAGGAAUUGAGAAACAGGGAGAGCAGAGAAGACCUCCCGCUGUGGUUGCUAUGGUAAUUCCCUAGCUAGUGCUGGUUAAAUGUAUAGGAGCCGAGUGUCAUGAUGUCACUCUGUUCAGAUACGGCACGCUUGCAACAAAGCCAGUGUGUUGACAUCGUGGAGGAGGCUUGACCUGCUUGGGGAAGUGUACCCAAGUAUGGCAAAUCAACGAAGAGCUGAGGAGGAGCAGAGGUGGACCCAAGUUGAGUGUUACAGAAUUGUAACACUAAUCUCUGAGAGGAGAUUGCAGUGCUGAUAGUUUUCCUUUAACGGUUUCCUUUACUAUAAAUUUUCAGAUUAUUUCCUGCAUUCCUUAGGAUAACCAUUUGUUGAUAAUCUUAAUUUUUCCAAGUAUAUAUCCUGUGUCAAAUAUCUUGUUUAAUGCUUAAAGGGAUACUAUAGUGUUGGGAAUGCAAAGUUGUAUUCCUAAUUCUAUAGUGCCCUCUGGUCCCCUCCUCCCUUGUGCAAAAACUGUUUACUCACCCGAUUACAGCACCGAUGUUUCCUCGAGCUAGGUCAUUGCUCCACUUCCUGCUGUGCACACUCAAUGUUUUCCUGUGGGAAUUUCACUGACGCUGGAUGUCCAGCAUAAUUUAGGAGACCCAGAGUCCAGCAAAAAUUCCCAAAAGCACCUCUAGUGACUGUCUGGUACUCUACCACUAGUAGCUGUCUUUGUAGUCCAAUGUAAACAUUGCAGUUCCACUAAAAUGACAUGUGGUCCAAUUUUGCAUCCAGACUGGUUUGAACACUAUAUGAUUAGUAUGAAUAAAAGGUUACAUUUUUUAUUACUCCACUGGUUAUAAAGUGGAAAAGUCACUUUUGUGGUCAUAUGUUCGCAUUUAUGCCUCAAAGUGACGUAUAUGCUUACAUGCUGGUGGGCAGAGGGGAAAAUACAUAUAUUUAUCUUCUCUCUCUCGCACUAUGUAUCUCUUAUUCGCCCAGGAGCCAAUAAAAAAAAAAAAAACAAGGUCCUAUAGACAAUUGCUUAAAGGACCACUCUAGGCACCCAGACCACUUCAGCUUAAUGAAGUGGUCUGGGUGCCAGGUCCUUCUAGGGUUAACCCAUUUUUUCAUAAUUAUAGCAGUUUCAGAGAAACCGCUAUAAUUAUGAAUGGGUUAAGCCUUCCCCCUAAUCCUCUAGUGGCUGUCUCAUUGACAGCCACUAGAGGCUAUUUCUCACUGUGAUUUUCACAGUGAGAGCACGCUAGCAUCCCAUAGGAAAGCAUUGUAAAUGCUUUCCUAUGAGACUUGACUGAAUCUUGGCGCAGCUCUUGCCGCGUGCGGCGCAUUCAGCGGUGAGCUACGAGGCGGAGAGGAGGAGGAGAGCUCUCCGCCCAGCUGGCUGGAAAAAGGUAAGUUUUUACCCCUUUCCCCCUUCCAGAGCCGGGCGGGAGUGGGACCCUGAGGGUGGGGGCACCCUCAGGGCACUAUAGUGCCAGGAAAACGAGUAUGUUUUCCUGGCACUAUAGUGGUCCUUUAAUCUUCAGUAUUUGAUCUUUAGCUGUCACACACAACAGAUGAUAGGAAAUAGUAGUGUGUGGCCCCUCAACCCAUUUUGCCUAAUAUUGCUUUAUAUAUAAUAUGAACUAAUUUGUUGUGUUUUUUUUUUUUUUUAUUGUUUUGAUAAAUCAAUGUAAUUUGAACAGUGUUUUUCACAAAGUUUUCUAACUUUUAGAAAAACUCCAGAGUGAAUGCUGCUUUAUGGGAAAAUCAGCUGGGGGUCUAUAUUUGAUCCAUGUUCUAAACAUGAAAGGGAAACUAUAGUCCUGAAAACUAUAGUCCUGUACAUUGCUCCCUUCUUGCAAUGUACAGACUAUGCACCCCCCUGUAAAAAAUGGAUCUAAAUAAAUAUUACUCUACUUUUUUUUCAACGCCGGGACUCUUCUGCUGCAGCCUCCAGUUCCGUUUCUGGUGAUGAUGGCAAGCAUGCAGACGUCACGUGCGAUCUAAUCAAAUUAAAUUUUUCUCAUAGUGAAGGAUUGGAAGGCACAUCUGCUCUCUUCCAAUCAAAUUAUGCUAGUUUAACUUGGUUAUGUAGACACAUGGACAGUCACUAGAUGCUUCCUUAACCCUUCUUUAAAGUAAACAUUGCCGUUUUUAUAAAUCUGCAAUGUUUACAUUAAAGGGUUGAAACUACCAGACCCCAGACAACUUCAUUGAGAUGAAGUGGUCUGGAUGACUCUAGUGGUCCUUAAACCUUUUUACAAAUGUGUAUUUGUGUAAUUGCUUAGUACUGCUCACUUUGCUUUGUCAUUGUAUAAACAAAAAUCUUAUUUCAACCAUGAAUUAACAUACAUAUAUAUAUUUUUUUUAGGUGUACUUUAAUGUCAUCAUUAAUUUAGACCAGGGCUGCACCUCCCCCCAGAUAUUUUAGAUAGCCAACACCCAUGUUUCUUUGAAUGAAACAAAUGGCCAGGGAAUCAUGGGAGUUGUAGUUCAAAAGAUCUAGGUGGCCGCAUGUUGUGCAGGCCUGAUUUAGACUAAUAGUUUAUUUUUCUACUGGAGAUAUUUGAAUGCCUCUUGUCAUUAAUCUGGCAGUGGAAAAGUUGGAACAAUACUCAGUGCUUUUUUUAUUGUCCCAAAAGUCAUGUUUGUUUAUUAGUACCAAAGUGCUGCUUGUUUAAGAAUGUUUGAUAUGCUGGUUCCCACAGAUGCCUCUGGGAUUGAAGCCAACAUGCAGCAUGUGCAAAACCAAUUCUUCUUCCAUGUGGAAGAAGGGGAACCAAGGAGAGAUUCUUUGCAAUAACUGCACUGGGAAAAGUAGCAGUUACGGACCCAGCACUGGUGGGAGCAGCACCUUCAGCGGAGCAAUUUUCGCAAGCACCUCAACUUCACAACAAAGCAACGGGGGCAGCAGUAAGCAGGUGUGUCUGAGCUGUAAGUGUAGGGUAGGGACUGUAUGCAGAAACGUGUAUGGCAAGAAUGAAUGGUUAAAUGUUUUGUUACAAUAGUGCUAUUGUCAUAUAAAUGGCUAUUCAUUCAGUCUAAACAGGAAAUCCACAGAAGAUCUGCCCGUCUGAGAAACACCAAAUAUAAAUCAGCACCAGCUGUUGAAAAAAAGGUUUCCACCAAAGGAAAAGGCAGGCGUCACAUAUUUAAACUGAAAAAUGUAAGCAAAAUAUUAGCUAUCUACUUAAUUUUCAAAAAUGUUAUGUUCAUAAAUACAUGUAUGUUAUUAGUGUAAAACUCUAGUGACUACAUUUCACAGACCUGAUAUAAAAGGAUUCUUAAAGCACUGGGUCUUUUGGUCAUGUAAAGUGCAUAGGUUAGGGUGCAAGAAAUCCCCUUUUUUAUCUCUCUGCUCAUUGUACGUUACAAGCAAAAAAAAUAAUUUAUUGAGCAUAAAUUAUUAUAUAUUUAAAGAUGUAUAUGCCAAUCAUUGUAGUGUAUGUCUGUAACGUUAUCUGUAUGUCUAGAACAAUUUUUUUGUUGUCAUUUUAAUUCUAGCCGAUUAAAGCCCCAGAAGCUGUAUCUACAAUAGUAACCAGCGAGUCCAUUUUCCAUAAGGUAUGUUUUUGAUGUAAUUCACAUUCAGUAUAUUAACUGAGAGCGGAAUGUUAUUUUGGUUCUUAUUUUAUUAAAGAUAAUUUGGAUUUCUGUACAGAUAUAUAUUAUACAGAUGUUGUAAUGUGAACAAAUGCUGUAAUAUUCCACGCUCUGCUUACUUUUUUGUCUCUUCUCAGUCUGUCCCCUGCUACAUUCCCAUAGCCACCACCACCAGUGUAUCUUCCUUCACACUGUUUUCCUACAUUUCUAAUUAGUAUACUUAUUUUUUUUUUUUUCCUGUCUUUUUUUUCUCUCUCACCUCAUCUAAUGUAUCCACUUGUCUUGCACUGUUCCUUUUAAUAUGGUAUUCACAUUAAUAUUCUUAUUUUAUCUUAGGAAUUUUAACCUCCCCAUCUGUUUAUUUGGUAUGGAAGAAGCUUCUAGUUUGCAUGUCUUACUUUGUUACUUGUAGUCCCACUCAGCUGAAUGCGUUAAAAUGACACAGAGCAAAAACUAGUGGCAGACAAAACUGGUCGCAUAAGAGAAAAUCUUCUGGUCUCCUCAGACAGACAACAUAUUCAAAUUAUAUUCUAUAUGAGAAUGUACUUGAUCCCCUUACUGGCUGGGUUAAUUUACUUAAACAAUUAUGCCUUUGGGCUGAGGGUAAAUUCUUGAUCAGUGAGAUGCACUGCAUACCACAUAAAAAUGUUGAGUAAAGAAAGUGGAAUAAUUUUGUGUGCUUUCAAUGUUAAGAUGUCUGUGCUUUCUGUAAUUUAAUCCUUGUUCACUGUUUGCUGUAGGGUUUGUACUAUCAGGUCGGUGAUGUUGUUUCAGUUACUGAUGAAGAUGAUGGUAAAACAUACUAUGCCCAGAUCAGAGGUUUCGUUCAGGAUCAGUACUGUGAGAAGAGUGCGGCUCUGACAUGGCUGAUCCCUACUCUGUCAAGUCCACAGGACUGCUUUGAUCCAGCAUCUUAUAUAAUAGGUUUGUAUCAAAAUUGUAUUGGUGUGUUUAGCAAAUUACAGGAAUUCUGUGAAGAACUAAUUUUAAAAAUGUCACAAAAUUACACACUGCACAUAUAUUUCCAACCAAAUACGAGCCUGCUAAGAUCAGAUUGCAGGAGUUGGCACAAUGGGGAAUGUUUAUCAAAUUGUUCUGAAAAGUGAAAGCUUCCAUUAUUUAUGUUGUACAUUUUAAAAAAAAUUAUCUAAAAAGUGACUGUUUUCCUUAUAUUAAAUUCUGCCACUCUUCUCUUUGAAACCACAUACUUUACAUGUGAAGACAAAAAGUCAAGUAUCUUCAGAGAUACUCAAACUAUGCACAUUUUAUAGAUUUCUUUUGUUCUUUGCAGAACCACUAGAGUGGAAUAAACUAAUAGAUGUUAUUAGCAGUCGAUCUGCCCAGAAAGAUAAAUAUAAAUUUACAGUGGAUAAAUACAGGGCACACAAUAGGUGUAAUAUAGUAGGUAAUUAAAGUAAGUGUAAUAUCACUGAAAUGGUCAAAUACCCUACUCAUUGGUGGGUUUUAAAGGAACACUUCCAACAACACAACUCAAAUUAAUUUAAGUUGUUAUGGAGGCAGGAGUGUCUGGGCACCUUCUUACAUUCAGGGAUUUGGCAAUGGUUUAACUCUUAAUUUGAGUCUCUGGAACUACUGCCUUUUUGCUUCUGUUCCUUGCUGCAGUGCAGUACAAGGAAGGGUUAGCCGGGAGGCCACUAAAAGCGGCGACAGCGUCCAUUUCUUCUUAAAGGGACACUCUAGGCACCCAGACCACUUCAGCUUCUUGAAGGUGGUUAAUUGCUUUGUCUUCUCUAGGACCAGAUGAAGAUCUCCCCAGGAAAAUGGAAUGUCUGGACUUUGUGUGUCAUGCUCCUUCGGAAUAUUUCAAAUCUCGUUCUUCCCCCUUCCCCACCUUGCCCACCAGACCUGAAAAGGGGUACAUUUGGACUCAUAUGGGCCCCACUCCUGCAAUCAACAUAAAGGAAGCUAUUGCAAACCACUUGUAGCUUUACUUAUGGAUUAUAUUUCCUUUACGUUCUGGGUUCAAAAACUGUUUACCAACCUGCAGGUCGCCUGUGAUCCCACAGUGAAGAUUUAAAGAACAGCAACAUAGGAAGAAAUGACAGUUCAACUGACUACCUUCUUUUUAUACUUUUAUUUUUUUUAAGCAUAUGCAUUAUUUUGUCACUGUAUAAAAUGUAUGCAAUGUCAACAGUAGGCGUAGGCAGGCUGAAAACUGAAUUGCAAAAGACAAAAAUAGUAGUUUUUCAGUGUCUCUCCAAUUUGACUAUUUUAGCCUGCUUUUUUUGCAGUUUAUUUUUCAAUUCACCAAAAAUCACUGUUUAGUGAAUAAUCUUUUAUGUGUACCAUGUUAUAAUUAUCAAAACUAAAAUAUACUUCACAGCUGGCUAUUCUAGUUUGUGAGUCAUUAAAAACUUGUUUUAUUUGAGUCAAUUGAUGCAGUAAAAUGUGAUCUGUUCUAUGAAGCAUUUUAAAGGGUCACUCAGUGUUACAACUUUUUUGAUAGCAUUAAGCCUUGUGCUACAGGGGUGUGGAAAUGAAAACAAAUCUACCUGCCCAAGGGGCUAAAGCAAUAGCCUAAUCUACUUAUCUUUACACACAAAAUCAUGUUGGAUUAAGGCUCCUAUCUAGAGCCCAGGGCCCAAAAAAAAAUGAGAAUCUUAUCCGAAUAGAAAAACUGAGGCAAAAAACUCC
Molecule: messenger RNA, 9369 nt
Organism: Pelobates cultripes (western spadefoot toad)
Lineage: Eukaryota; Metazoa; Chordata; Amphibia; Anura; Pelobatidae
Source: the annotation of a GenBank genome assembly